Messenger RNA from Nezara viridula (southern green stink bug), 6040 nucleotides. The record is from the annotation of a GenBank genome assembly. Lineage: Eukaryota; Metazoa; Arthropoda; Insecta; Hemiptera; Pentatomidae.
UUGAGACGGAAACAUUGUAGAAACUCGUAGAUAUGUCUUUUUAUUGCAGAAUUAGAUUUAUGUUGUACCUUCCAGAUGUAUGAUGGAAUGCUAUUAGCAAUUCUGAAGAAUUGCUAAAUCAAUCUGGGAGAGUUUGGAGGGCAGUAUUUGUUUCAGUUUUUAAAUAAAUCUUCGCCUUUGUCAUGGAUAUGACUAGCACAGAAGAACUGGGAUUGGUAUGGAUGGGUGAUAUGCUCCUCCAUAGUGAUCCUGGGGGCCUUAUGAUCAACUCUAGCAUGGAUCCUCAUCGCAAUACAUUUUUUACAGAAGCCCAACAGACUAUCGAGGAAAUGCGGCAAACAACACCUAUGUAUGUCCAAGACAUGAAUGGUUACAUGAUGUUGGAUGAAUUGGAAGAUCCGUAUUUCGAAGAUGAGGAUAGAGACAGUAAACUGGACGAGGGUCAGCCAGGUUACAUACCUGGUCUCACAGGACAGAUUACUCCAACGGAAGUUCCUCAGUCUAAUAAAAAGAUUAAACCCAUCAAGAGGCCUGGGCUGAAGCUUCAGACCCCGAUCGCAUACCAGAGAGAUACUGAUCCCAACGUUAUUCCCAUCAUGAAAGAUGGAAUGGCGAUUUGUGAAAAGUGUGGUGCGAUUGGUGUGAAACAUGCAUUUUAUACCAAAGAGAGGAGGUUUUGCAGCUUAGCUUGUUCACGUGGCUAUUCCGAGGGACCGCCACCGCCAAGUGAUAGUGAUGAUGAGGGAAAACCACCUUUAAAUCCAGUUCAGAUGGAAGUUGAUUCUGCCGUGAAGGUAAAGAUCCAUGCUACAUUACCACCUCUUCCUGCUCCGAUAUCGCUUCAUGAAGAAGAAACGCCAUUCCCGCCAGAUAAGAAGACCCUGCCUCAUCUGGCUGGAACGUACGAUUGGACGGAAAUGCUUAAUGAUCCUACCUUCGCUGCUGCUUCAGUUUCUUCAUUCAGUCACGCACCCAUGGCGAAUAAUUGGGACAAUAUAACUGUGGGUAUGAAGGUUGAAGUAGAAAAUACCGACUGUGAUAAUUAUUCUGAGGAUGUUCCGGAUUCAUUUUGGGUCGCAACUGUCAUGCGAAUCGCAGGUUACAAGGCUCUGUUAAGAUAUGAAGGAUUCGGCCAAAACGAAAGUAAAGAUUUCUGGGUUAAUCUAUGCUCUUCUGUCGUUCAUCCCGUCGGUUGGUGUGCGAAUCGUGGGAAACCUCUGAUUCCACCUAAAACCAUUGAAGAUAAAUAUAAAGAUUGGAAACAUUUUUUAGUGAAACGGUUAACUGGAGCACGUACAUUGCCUUCUAACUUUUAUUCUAAAGUUCAUGAGAAUCUGAAAUCGAGAUUCAGAUGUGAUUUGAACCUUGAAGUAGUUGACAAAAAUAGAAUCUCUCAGGUAAAAGUAGCGACAAUCAAGAAUAUUGUUGGUAAAAGACUGCAUGUUAAGUAUUACGAUGCUGAACCAGGAGAUAAUGGAUUCUGGGCACAUGAAGACUCUCCUCUGAUUCAUCCUGUGGGGUGGGCGAGGCGGGUGGGACAAACGCUCGCCGCCCCUCCUGCCUACGUAGAUCGUUGCCUUAAAGGUCUGAGGGACAAGGAUGAUGCUACUGAAGAUCUCUUCCCACUAGCCCAUUCUCUCCCUUACCACACAGGAUUCAGGCACGGGAUGAAGCUUGAAGCUGUCGAUCCACUGAAUUUGUCAUCUAUUUGUGUUGCUACAAUCAUGAAGGUUCUCAACGAGGGCUAUUUGAUGAUCAGAAUCGAUACAUAUGAUGAGGACUGCUCUUCCCCCGGAUCUGACUGGUUCUGUUAUCAUUCUUCGUCUGCUUGCAUUCUUCCUCCUGGAUUUUCGGCUCUAAACGGCAUCAGCCUCACACCACCCAAAGGUUACAACCCCUCAACAUUCAGUUGGGCCGACUAUCUAGCUGAAACUGGUUCACAACCUGCGCCAGCUGAACUUUUUGACAUUGAAGCUCCCGAACAUGGAUUCACGGUUGGCCAGAGGCUAGAAGCAGCCGAUCUGAUGGAUCCAAGGCUCGUCUGUGUGGCGACUGUUGCCCAAAUCGUUGGGAGACUUAUCAAAGUUCACUUUGACGGCUGGGAGGAGGAAUAUGACCAAUGGCUAGACUGCCAGUCCCCAGAUAUGUACCCCGUUGGUUGGUGCCAUCUAGUGUCUCAUAAGCUAGAAGCGCCACAUGCUCCACCUUCAAAGCCGAGUCCACAAUCUAAAAAUAAAACAGAAAAUAAACAGCCUGGUAAACGGGGUAGAAAGCCUAGGAGAGGAUAUCAUAGGAAAAAUCUGACCAAGGCAGUUGAGGAAAAGCUGGCAGAUUUGAGCCAUCACCAGGUGCCUGGGCCAGAAAAGGAGUCUCCAUCUAGUUUGCCCGUAACGUUAGUUUCAAACACACCUAACAGCCAGCCAACCCGGCCAAGUGGUGAAGUUGUUGAUGAUAUCAAAGACCCUGAUCUGGAGAUGGGAGAAGUUCCGAUUAAAGAUCAAACCCUCCCUGAAGAACCUCAUGUCAACCCUCCCAGUGAGAAAUUGGAGAUACCAAAACUAAUACCAAAGCUUAUAGAUACAAGUGAAAAUGUCGACUUAACACAAGUUACACCAAGUGAAUGGAACGAGGAGGAUGUAGCCCAGUUCAUGAUAGUUAACAACUGUGCCGCUUACUGUGAUAGAUUUACUACUAAAAAGAUUGAUGGUAAAACACUUCUCACAUUGACUAAAGACCAAAUCAUUGAUCUGACUGGAAAGAAGGUUGGUCCGUCUCUAAAGAUAUUUGAUUUGAUUCAGCAGUUGAAGAUCAAAGUGAAACCCGGUCAAGAAAAGCGAAUAGGAAUGAAGAAAUAUUUUUAAAUUCUCCAGUGGACAAUGAGAGCGACAAUCACCAUCUUCACUAUAAAAUGUGUCACUCAUCGUUCUGUUGAUUAUAAGUUUUCUUUUUUGUUGUUUUAUUGAUACGGAUUAUUUUUUUAAUUCGUUUUUACUUCGUUCCAGGAUAGAAAUAAGCAAAUAAAUCGAAAAUAAUGAUGUAGCAUGUAUUGUUUUAUCUAAACAUUUUAAUUGUUUUUAAAGAUUCGUUUUCAAGUUUGUUUUUUUUUUUUUUUAAUGUAUAAAAGUGGACCAUGGAUGAUUUUGUUCUCUUAUUCUUUUUUAUAAUGUGCUUUUGAGAAGUUUAUUUUAUUGGAUAGUUGGUCAAUUACCAAUCAAUGUAGGUUAUCAAAUCCAUGCUAAUUUUUAUUUUUAAUAUUUUUACAAGACUUUCUUUUUUUCAUAAUGUUUAUACUCAUCAAUUAACUAUAAAAUAUUUAAUUUAAUGUGCUGAUCAGUAAUGUGCCUGCUUUAUUUUGCAAAUAAUCAUAAAUAAUAGACGGGAAAAAAUAACAAAUUUUUAAAAAUUAGUUAAAAAUACAUGUUUUUAUAAAAAACGAAGUAUCAUUUGUUAAAAAAAAAUUAAUUAAACUUUGUCACUUUCAUUACUCCAAAGUAAAUUGAUUAUUUUUUUACUUGCAACAUAUAUAAAAGCAUCAGACUAUAAUAUUCAAUAACUAUUGAAAAAUUUAUCAUUAAAUCAAUUUCGUUGAUUAUGCUCUCUGUAAAUAUCGAGCCUAUUAAUGACUUAAUUUUCAGUUAUAAAUUGUUGAAUAAACAACACUAAAGAAGUAGUAUUUUGAAUAAAGGAUUUAGUUAGUCAAAAUUUUUAUAUUGUCAGGUUACUUUUGUAAAAAUUAUUAGGGAGAUAGGGAAAGUAAUAGCGUUUAGGUAGUUGCAUGCUAAUCCUGGUUAAAGGACUGUUACGUCAUUCGUACGUUCAAAUCUUUAUUCGUAAGUAAUAAAAUGGCGUAUUUUUUAAAAUUAUUAUACAGUAAAUUUCAUAGGUUUUUUUUUUUUUUAAAUUUUCAAAUGAUAUUUUACCAUGAGCUUUGAAUUCAGGGUGUCUACUGUUUAUUGCAAAAUACCAUUUAGUAACAUUUUGUAAAUUAAAUCACAAAUUCCUUUGUUGAAUUUUUCCACUCAGAAAUAAUUUUACCUAUUUUGACAUUUAAUAGAGUUUUUAUUAUUUUGGUGGCCUUGAUUGAAGAGUUUUGCAUCAUUUGAUAUGUUGGAAAUUGACAAAUGUGUUCUUAAAAGCGUAAUUUCAUCAAAAAUUUAAUUAAUGACUUCGCAAUAAACUUACAAUACAUUCAUUUUGAACCGUUCAAGGUAAAAAAAUAUAUAUAUUUUUAUUUUAUUUAUAUAUAAUUACUGUUUUGUUUUUUUUAUAAAGGCUGAAUUAAUUUAAAAAAAAAAAUUGUAUUACCAAAAAGUUCUGCUUUUUUUUUUUGGUUGAUACAAUCAGUUUAAAUCUCUAAUGAAUCUAUGUAUGUUAACUAUACUGAUUUUAGAUCAAAUCUGUACCAAUAAAAGAGACAAAUUUUUUAGAAGUACAAUUUUUUUUUGCCAAUGACAAUAAUUGUCAAUAUCAGGGAUGAAAACUAUUGGAAAGAAAGAAAAAUUUCUACCGAAACCAAAAAUUUUUAUUUUUCUAUCUGUAGACGGCAGAUCUAUAUUUAUUGCUUUUGUCUUGAUGAUCCACGACUUGAUUUAAAUUAUCGAUGAAAAAGAUAUUUAAUUUCUUCAUGUUCACCAAUUACUCAGAAUUUUGACUGGUUUUUUUUCUGUUAUUUUAAAGCAAAAUCUUAAAUAAUAUAAAUGAAAUGGGAAUUUUCAGUAAAAACUCAAUUUAUCGUUAUAUAAUUAAGUCCAAAUAUUUAUUGUUCUCUUAGUUAUGCAUUUUUUGCUUUAAAACUUUCUCCUGCCAUCUAAAUAAUUUUGAAAAUAAUCUGUGAGAAUUAUUCCCAUUUUCAGCGAUAUAUUAUACCCUUAGAUUCAAGAUAGUUUUUGCAAUGAUUAAAUUGUGAUUGCUUACGGCGCUUAAUAAAUCUAAAUUACUAAGCUUCUGCCAUUCGUAUCUGGAAGAAAAAUAUUACUACUUAUUAAAAUGUAACAUAAAUUAUGAAAAUAUUUAAAAUAUAAUUUUUAGUUUUUAUUUGUAUUUUAUUCACAACUGAAAAGAAAUUGGAAGAUUGUAAAUAAAUUAUGUGAUAAGGUAAUAAGAUUUAAUUUCAUCAUUUGGAAUCCACCCGUUUUAGAAAAAGAUAGGCACAUUACUAUACUGUUAAGAUAGUAUUUAUAAAAAGGUUACUGGUCUUAAUAAAUAUUACGAUUCAAUCAUUAAGGAAAAUUAAAAAUUAUGUUCUAAUCGUUUUCAGAUGCUUUCAUAGUUCUUGUAUUUUCAUUUUCGAUCUGUAUUCCUAUUAAAUGAAAAACACUUAAAAAUUUAGAAAGAUUCUACAGCCUGCGAAAGUGUACAAAUUUAUUUUUAUAUAUUUAGAUGCUAAGUAAAAUAGAUGCUUAUUAUCUGAUGUUUUACUACUUAACACAAUCUGUAAUUUAUCACCAGUGCCUGUAAUAUAUAUAUAUUUAGAGUAUGUUUUCCAUAUCUGUUCGCCAGUAUUGGAUUUCAUUUAUUGAUGGAAAAAAUUGUAACUUAUUCUCUUAUAGUUAUGAAUAGAUUGUUAAUAAAUUGUUUAUAUAUCGCCAAAUUUAAGAAAAAAUAGUACGUCUUCACAAUGACGAAAUUUAUUCUUAGAUUAUUUGUAUAUACAUGUAUAUCAAUGAUGAUAACAAUCCUUGUUACAAUUGCUGUAAAUAAAGCCGAAGAUAGUUUUUAAGCAUAAUGUAAAAUUAAAAAAAAAAAAUUAAUCAGUUGAAGAUUUUGUAGUUCUGUUAAUUUGAGUUAAAAGGCUAAAAAAUAGUUUGAAGUAGAAUAAUGUAGAAGAGGUAAUACAAGAAUCAAAAGCCUGUGUAAUUUAAUUUUACCAUAGAUUUCGAGCACAUUAUUAUUUUAUGUUAGUAUUAAAAGUUUUUUUUUUUACAAAUACAUUUACACAAUAAGAAUUCAUAAUUUAUUUAUCCAUUUAAUGAGAAAAAAAAAUAAGAAAAGAGGAUUUAUAGACCAAGAUUAGAUGGAUUUUAUAUUAAAUUUAUUAAGA